UACUACGCGACUACGAAGGGUUCCUUAGUUGAAAAGUACAACUCUGCAAGGUUCGCGACUGGUUGCGUUGGUAUAAAACCAAAUAUUUUGAUAAGACAAGGAUCAGUAGAGAUUAAAUCCGUUUUGGGUACGAGUGGCGAGUGAAUUAAAAAAAAAAGUGUAGUUUGAAAAUGAAGUACAUUGGUAUAUCCAUUGUCCUCUCGAUAAUUGUUUUAUCAAAACCGACGGAUAGCGCAAAAAUCUUGGCAAUUUUUCCAACACCCGCGAAAAGUCAUCAGAUAGUAUUCGGUGCGUUAACUGAAGCACUACUAGCACGGGGCCACCAGCUAACGGUGAUGAGCCCAGAGCCACUAAAAACAGAUAAUCCAAACCUAACGCAAAUUGACUGGAGCUAUGCUUACAAGGUGAUUGAAACCCAAACCGAUGUGGCAAAGGCUACCCAGGAAAAGUGGAGCCCCUUGAAGGUGGUGGAGCAGCUGCUGAUGGUGACGAAGUUGUUUAUCGACGCAGAAUUAAGCCAUCCGGCAGUGAAAUCAAUGAUUCAAAACCCAAAUGAACAAUUUGAUGCUGUGAUCGUUGAGUACUUUCAAAUGACACCAUUUUUCGCCUUUGCCGAACUAUACAACGCACCCAUGAUUGGAAUUACAUCCAUCGAUUCAAUUGCCAUGUGUCAUGGGAUCGUAGGUAAUGCCGCGAAUGCCGUUGCUAAUCCGGAGUUACAUCACAAAUUCAGCAAAGAUCUAAACUUUCUGCAACGGAUGGAGGCCUUUAUAACCAUGCUGAUCAUGAACUAUUACCUGUUUCCACGAGAAUUUGCCAAAUACGAUGAAAUAAUUGAGCACAACUUCGGCAGCAAUAUGACCAAAUCAGAGCAGCUAAUGCAUCGAAUCGAUUUCCUCAUGACCAACGUUGAGCCGGCGCUAGGCUUUAUCCGACCUACAAUUCCCGGUGCAAUACAGCUGGGAUUUCUCCACGUAAAACCACCCAAAGCACUUCCCACUGAGCUACAGCAGUACCUGGACAACGCCCGCCACGGGGUGAUCUACUUCAGUUUGGGGACACUCAUCCGAACGACUGCGCUGAACGAACGGAAUGUUCAGUUAUUUCUCGACGUGUUCAGAUCGUUGAAAUAUGACGUGCUGUGGAAGUGCGACAGUCAGAUCGAUUUGAAUGGAGCCGAAAACGUGAGACUUAUGACAUGGCUGCCCCAGCAGGAUGUGCUAGCCCAUCCGAAUGUGAAACUAUUCGUUACCCAGGGCGGUCAGCAAUCGAUGGAGGAAGCAGUCGAUCGGCACGUGCCGAUGGUGGUCAUCCCAUUCAAUUUCGACCAGUUUGGCAAUGGAGACAAGGUGGUCGAGAAGGGUAUCGGCAAAACGAUAUGGAUGGAACGGCUGACAACCGUCGGACUAAGGGAGACGAUCCUCGAAGUCAUCGGUAAUAAGAAAUACAAAAGAAACAUCGAACGACUCGGCAAGCUGGUGCGGGAUCAGCCGAUGCGCCCUGUCGAGAAGGCAAUCUGGUGGACGGAGUACGUGAUUCGGCAUCAAGGUGCGUCCCAUUACCGGUACAAGGCAGCUCAGAUGCCGGUCUGGCAGUACCACUACUACGAUGUGAUGGCCACGCUGUUGGCGGCGACCCUGUCGGUGCUGGCUGUUGCCAUCUAUGCCAUCCGGCAGCUUUUCAGCUAUUGCUUCGGUCAGUGGUACACGGCGCAGUCGAAGGAGAAAACUCUCUAGAAAUUGAAGUGUGCUUGGCUACGAUGCUUGCAAUCUCGUGAUGCUGCUGGAAGGUGGAAGAGAAGAAUGCCAAGUUAUGAAUGAACAAUUAUAUUCGCCUAUUGCAUUGUGUGAGAGGCCAUUCAGUCGUCAGCUGUGAAUAGCUUCCAACGACUGUCAAUUAGUAUUUAAACACUUUUUCGUCGAAUGCUGUACCGUUGGCAAACAAACGAAAAAAAAAUGCCAAACGACCUUGAAGAAAAGCCGAAGUGAUGGUGCAAUCGGUCACAAGCAGGCCAGCUGGAGUGGUAGGACUGUUGCCAUUUAAAUCUCCUUUGGGGGUUUCAGGCGGCGAAGUUUUGUAGUUAUGACCUUUUUUUUUCGAAGUGAGUGAGAUGCGGUUUCAGAUGAAAAAAGAGUCAAAUAAUUUUACGCUAGAAGCAAGUUAAAAUGUCGACUGAGGGCAGUACAAUGAAUGUUCAAUCGGCGAGUGAUUCGAUCGUUAUCGAAUGAAUGCUAAUUGUCGCUACAGUUUUGUUGUAGCAUUUAGAUGUAAGGUUAUAUUUAAACGUCACUUGUACCAAAACGUGAUCAGUGAAUAAAUGUAAAUGUAGACAACUUA
This is a messenger RNA of Topomyia yanbarensis, 2337 nucleotides long. Its product is annotated as UDP-glucosyltransferase 2-like. The record is from RefSeq and is a predicted model, not a curated record. The transcript is spliced from 3 exons. Bases 171 to 1736 code for a protein of 521 amino acids. Gene Ontology annotation, molecular function: UDP-glycosyltransferase activity. NCBI's taxonomy places the organism in Eukaryota, Metazoa, Arthropoda, Insecta, Diptera, Culicidae.